UUGCUGUCGUAAACAACCUCUAUUCACUCUUUAUAAUUAUUUUAACAUCUCUUGCACUAUGGAUGUCGCACGCGAUGAUGUGGACAUCCCAAUAUCUGAGACGCGCCGUCGUCCUCGUCCAAAAUUGGCGAUAGCGCCCCUUUUAGGUUUGAUACUCCUAGUUAAUUUAUCGGCAAGUCUUUAUCAGUUACCACUGAACCGAAUUAUCGAGAGACGUCUCUGUCGGGAUUACUACAAAAUCCACGAUCCAUCCGUCAUCGACAACGAUGGAGAUAUCAAUGAGACGCUCUGCAAAAUUGAUGACGUCCAGAAGAGUUUGGCUUGGGUAGUAGGUAUUAUGGAAACAUUAUGGAUCGUUGGUGAUUUCGUUAUGACCAUUCCCUUGGGAUUUGUGGCCGAGAAAUAUGGCCGCAGAACGGUCCUUUGGCUUAAUAUCGUCCCGAGACUAUUUUUGCUUUCUUGGGUCCUCAUGGUCGGCUAUUUCGAAGAGAGUCUGCCUCUAAAAGCAAUUAUUGUUGGCCCGUGCCUCUCCGUUCUUGGCGGUAACUGCGUCCUGAAUUCUAUCGUUUAUGCUCUCGCAGCUAGUUUGACAGAUGACAACGUCGUUAGAGCAACUUAUUUCAGUUGGACAAAUGCGAUAUCAUACGUGGUAACGUUUGUUGGUCCUGGUCUUGCUGGUGCAACUAUGACUUUGAACCUCUUUCUUCCUUUAUUGAUAGGUAUCUGCCUCUUAUUGUUAGCCAUACCUACGAUAUCACUGCUUGCAGAUCCUACGCAUAACCCAUCAGCACCGGAAGAUGAGCAGCGUCGACCUCUCAUAUCAUCCCCGACUUUGAAGGCGCAAAAUUCCAAUAGCAGCAUAUUAAAGCCCAUCGUUAAACGUUUCCAUACUCUCCACUCUAUCAUCAGAAGUCAUCCUAGGAAUCUAAUCCUUCUACUUAUUAGCUUCUUCUUCACUUCCCUCGCAAGUUCCGAUACUACUCUUCUCGCUCAAUUUAUAUCAAAAAGAUAUCACUGGGAAUUUGCGUCGGCGGGGUACCUUUUAUCUGCUAAGGCUAUCGUAAACUUCACACUCCUCACAUUUGUUAUCCCGGGAAUUCUCAGGGCCAGAGGUACACAGGGACCGAAUCAACCCCCAACGCUGUCCGACUGGGAUAAUGUCCAGUACUCACGGAUUUGCUUGGUCAUCUCCGUAAUAGGUGCACUUGCUAUCGCGCUCUCAAUCACGCCUUCGCUUUUAUUUCCUUCUUUACUGCUAUAUUCUCUCGGAUCCGCGCUUCCGGUGUUCAACUUAGGCUUGUUGAAGUCCCCAUCGGUAGCACCUAAGGAUGAUAAUCGGCCAGCGGAUACGACAGAGCCAGAAACCCAUAUCUUCUCCAUCGUCAUGAUGGUAAAAAUCCUAGGUUCCUUGAUAGGUGCUCCAUUGAUGGCUGCAUUAUGGGUUAAAGGUAUCUCGACAGGCAUUUAUGGGAUACCUUAUUAUGUGAGCGCAUGUUUGUAUACAUGCGCAAGCGUUGUUUUCCUCGGAGUUAGAGUGCAACGAGGUCGGUGAUGUAGCGGAUGCACGGCACGGCAAUACAGAUCCGAAUAAUGUAUAAAUUUCUUGGUGGUGACCAAGAUUUAAUAGUUUCAUGACCCAUCCAUGGUAACGUGCGAUACAAGCUGACAUUGAUUCGUCUAUCCACUUCCCGUUUGUUGUGGGACGACUGUGACGCCAUCGACAUGAGGGGCUACCAAUGAAUAGUGCGACAGUGUUGGACUUGAAAAGAAUAGGGAUAGACUGAAUCUUCUCAAGUUUAGACUGUGAAGAACUGGGAAGAGCCUAAGUUGUCGGUAACUCCAAUCCAUAUGGCUAUUUCCAAAAUAAUCUUCACAAACUUUAGCUAGUGCGGCUAUGAUGUCAAUCUUCUGUCUUUGGGGAAACAGCAUUAUUAGUAGGUGUCGAUAGUAGGUGCUACAGGUAAAUUUGGAGCGCUGAAACAUCUCAUUCCUCAACAACAUUUCUUUGUCCACCUUAGCACAACAUCAAUAUCCGUUUCACUUGGUUUUCCUUCUGUGAGUACCUC
Molecule: messenger RNA, 2066 nt
Organism: Annulohypoxylon maeteangense
Lineage: Eukaryota; Fungi; Ascomycota; Sordariomycetes; Xylariales; Hypoxylaceae
Product: major facilitator superfamily transporter
Exons: 3
Coding region: 59-1552 (497 amino acids)
Biological process (GO): transmembrane transport
Cellular component (GO): membrane
Molecular function (GO): transmembrane transporter activity
Source: RefSeq, a predicted model, not a curated record